Messenger RNA from Neurospora crassa OR74A, 1159 nucleotides. RefSeq lists its product as hypothetical. The record is from RefSeq and is a predicted model, not a curated record. The coding region runs from base 105 to 713 and encodes 202 amino acids. Lineage: Eukaryota; Fungi; Ascomycota; Sordariomycetes; Sordariales; Sordariaceae. The transcript has a single exon.
CAAAACACAGCUUCUCUGCCCCUAGAUUCACAAUCCUUUCCAGCUCUCACCCUUCCAUUAAUUCAGCCUUGCAAAAGACCACAACUCUCAAACACCCAGUAACAAUGCAACGCUUCGCCUCCCGCACCCUUUUCCGAGCCUUCGCAACGCCCCGCGCUACUCUCCCCGCCGGCGGCGUCGCACCCCUCCACACCUCCCGCCAUCUCCGAUCCACCGCCGGCUACGGAAACACCACGACCUCGGGUCAAUCCACGGGCACCUCCUCUCCAAAAUCCCCCGAGGACGCCUCUGCCCAGUCAGGCGGUUCCCGCUCCAAGGAAGCCGUCGAGACGGGCUCCUCGCCCACCGGGGGGCAGAUCCCCAACGCCUCCGAAGGCCAGGAGAAUUCCAACACCUCAACCUCAACCUCAUCCUCAACCUCCGACUCGGACAAGUUCGCCAUGCCGGACGGUCUAGCGAACGGCGACGCCCGCGGCCGCACCGGUGGCGGCGAGCCCCUCUCGAGCUCCCAUCCAAGCGCGCCGGCCCAGCCCAAGAUCAGCAACGCUAGCGUGCCCGGGAACAAGCCCAAGCUGACCGAGGAACAGCAGGCCGAAGUGGACGCGCAUAAUAGGGACUUUGAGAAAAAGCAUGGGAAGGCGGAGAGGGCCGCGGAUGAUAAGGUGAACCCCAAGUUUUGGGGCGGUGGCGGGAGGCGGUUGGAGGAGGACUAAGUGCGUGGUGAACGAUGUUGGGGAAACGGAGUGUUGAGGGCAAUGGAACUGAACAACGGAGCAAGGCCAUGACAUGAAACGGAGUCUUCGGCGUCCGUAGUUGGGUAUACACCGUGGAGAGGGUUUGAUGAUACAUGGCUGUGUGUUUGGACAUUGGAUCUUUGGCCGGAUCAUCCGCACUCUGGUCCAAGAAUAUCUCGUCUUUCCUUGCGGUGCUACCGUAUCUACCUACUGGCAGGGGCAAUUGAUUCAUUGAAGUUCACAUGGACUAUUUCAAAGCGGUUCAACGGAUGUUAUGUGUUAUGCCGAAGGUCAAAGGCGGAUUGGAAGGCCAACUUCCUCGGUUCUUUCAACCGAUACUACAUUUUCUAGGCAAAAUUUGAAUUUUCCAUUUGCUAUCUCACCUGCAUACCGUAUUGACUCCGGGCAUUGAUUUUCAACUUCUA